CUUUCAUCCGGUACACGCGGUCGAGGUGCGUCGUGACAAACGUCGUAUAGUUAAAGUAUUAAAUCCUAAAUUUUCUACGUAGAUUAACCGGAUUUUGCACGAGCGUGUAUGGUGUGAAAUUAACUGUAUUCGUGCGAAAAAAUGGCGCGAUACGGGCAAAGACCUGAGAAUGCUCUAAAAAGAGCGAAUGAAUUCAUCGAAGUAGGGAAACCAUCUCGGGCAUUAGAUACUUUGCAAGAAGUCUUCCGGAAUAAAAAAUGGACAUACAACUGGUCAGAAUCUGUAUUGGAACCUAUAAUGUUCAAAUACCUAGAUCUUUGUGUAGAACUAAAAAAGUCACACAUAGCAAAGGAGGGCCUGUUCCAGUAUCGAAAUAUGUUCCAGUCUGUAAAUGUUGGAAGUUUAGAGAAUGUCAUACGUGGAUAUUUACGUAUGGCAGAAGAAAAGACAAAUCAAGCAAGAAAGCAGAGUCAGCAAGCUGUUAUAGAUAUAGACGAUCUGGAUAACUUGGCUACUCCUGAAAGUAUCUUGUUAUCAGCGGUCAGCGGCGAAGACGCACAAGACAGAAGCGAUCGUACUAUUCUAACACCUUGGGUGAAAUUUUUAUGGGAAUCUUAUUGUCAGUGUUUGGAGCUGCUGAGAACCAAUGCCCAUGUAGAAACAUUGUACCAUGAUAUCGCUCGCAUGGCCUUCCAAUUUUGUCUUGAAUAUAAUCGUAAGACUGAAUUUCGUAAGCUGUGCGAAAAAUUGCGAAAACAUUUAGAAGAAAUUUGUAAAUUACCAGCCCUUGUUUCGAACGUUUCCAUGAACAGAGCUGAAACUCAACAACUGAACUUGGAAACGCGAUUGAAUCAACUCGAUUCCGCGAUUCAAAUGGAGCUAUGGCAAGAAGCUUUCAAGUCCUCCGAAGAUGUGCACGGUAUGAUGAAUUUAUCGAAGAAGCUUCCGGUACCAAAAACCAUGGCUAAUUAUUAUCAGAAAUUAGCUAUGGUUUUCUGGAAAGCAGGAAACUACCUUUUCCAUGCUGCCGCGUUGUUUAAAUUGCUGCAGCUAUCCCGUGAAAUGAAAAAGAACAUGUCAUUGGAGGAACAACAGAGAAUGGCCAAUCGUGUGUUGUUGGCUACAUUAUCUAUUCCACUGCCAUCAGCUCAUCCCGAAUUCGAUCGUUUCAUCGAAACGGACAAGAGUCCAUUAGAAAAAGCUCAGAAACUCGCGACGCUUUUAGGACUCACUCAACCACCUACCAGAGUUUCUCUCCUUAAAGACAUCGUUCGAUUGAAUAUCGUCAAUCUAGCGUCUCCGCAAUUGCAAGAAUUAUAUUCCUGGCUGGAGGUUGAAUUCCAUCCUCUGGAACUGUGCAACCGAGUGGAUUCUGUUAUCCAGACGCUCCAGGCGGACGAGAACAGCCCUUUGGCUCAGUAUGUUCCAGCCUUGCAAGACGUGACGCUAGUACGUUUGGUUCAUCAAAUAUCCCAAGUAUAUCAAACCAUACAGUUCGCUAGGCUGUUGGAGCUUGCUAAAUUUACGACAGACUUUCACCUGGAGCGUCUGUUGGUAGACUGUGUGCGUUACAACGAUAUGCAAAUAAGGAUUAACCACGGGAAAAAGUGCGUGCACUUUGGAGUUGAUCUCUCCGAGGCCCAAAGGGAGGACCAUCCCGAUGGUCCUGUAUUGCAAGCAAUGCCUUCCGAACAAAUUCGUUGCCAGCUUGUAAAUAUGGCCACUGUACUCCAUCGCGCGAUCAAUAUUAUCAAUCCGAAUAAGAAGAAAACGGAACGUGAGAAAUUGCGUACCGCCAUGGUCACGCAUUACCACGAAACGAAGCUGAAGGAACAUCAAAGGAUUCUAGGAAGGCACAAGAUCAUAGAAGAAAGAAAGGAGUACAUCGAGCACAUCAAUACGGUCCGCGAGGAAGAGGAGAUGCGAAGGCAGGAGGAAUUACAGAGGCAGCAAAUGUUGGCCGAGCAGAAGAGGCUCGAACAAGAAAGGGAGGAACGCGAGAGGAAACGGCAGCAGAGCGAGAUCCAACAGAUCAAGGAUCGUCAUCUGAAGGAGAAGAUGCAGCAGAUUUCUCAAACUAGUCACGGUCAGAAGGUGUUGAAGAAGUUAGACGAGGAUGAGAUCAAGAAAUUAGACGCUGAACAGAUAGCGGCUAGGGAGGCCGAAGAGUUGCAGAAGGAACGCAGAGAGAUGCAGCAAAAACUAAAGUCGCAGGAGAAGAAGAUAGAUUAUUUAGAACGUGCCAAGCGUUUAGAAGAGAUACCAUUGUUGGAGAAAGCGGUCGAGGAGAAGAUGGAACUGGCGAAGCAACGUUGGGAACAGCAAGAGGCUGAACGAAUCGCUCUUGCCAUCGAGGAGAGACAGCAGGCUGUCGCGACUCGCGAACGCAUGGCGAGAAUGAAGGAGGAUCACGAUAGUUUCUUAGCGAAGAUUCUGGCCGAACGUAAGAGUAUUUAUUUAGAGAAGCUGAAGGAGUUUGAGAAAGUUCUGAACGAAGAGAGAGCGGGCAGAUUGUUGAAACGUAAAAUGGAACGUAAGGCCGAGCGUAAAGCGAAAUGGGAGAAGGAACGCGCUGAAGCCAUUGAGAGAAGACGUCAGGAGGAGGCACGAAUCAAGCAGGAAGAAGAAAAACGACGAAUGGAAGAAGAAAGGGCCAAGAGAGAAGAAGAGGAGAGAUUAAAACGCGCGGAAGAAGAAGCAAAGGAAGCUGAACGUUUGGCUAAGAUCGAGAGACAGGCGGAGAUCACUAGAGCCAGGGAAGCUGAGAUCGAACGAAAACUGGAGGAGGAAAGGCAAAAGGAGAAAGAAAUGUCAGAUACCUGGAGACGUGGGGCAGAGCAACGGACACAUCGUGUCGUCCAAGAUAAACCAAUGGAGAUGUCUUGGCGUCGCUCUAUUGACAUAAAAGACGACGGUGUCAAAGAUGAUUCUUCGCGUUGGAAGAGACGCGAGACUGCGGAUAAAUGGCGAAAAGACGAGGAAAAACCGAAAAAGGAAACCGGUGAUAGGUGGAGGAAAGAUGAUUUCGAUAAGGACGACACGAGAGAGAGGGACCGACUAGAUAAAGAUCGUGGAAUGGACGGACGUUCGGUGAAUAUGCGCGAUUCUCUACGGGAUCCAGUGUCGGAUAGUUCUCGUGGUGGUCGCGGCAGGCUGCCCGAACGUCGAACUCAUCGUCGCGAGGACACGGUGCGUAACGCCGGUGGUCAAAAUUGGCGCGACAAAGUCGACACGAUACAAAAUUCUCCUCGAGACCCGCCGAGGCGGGACGAGAAACGAGAAGAACCGAAAGAAGAUAGGCUUCCACCGAAACACGAAGAAAGAAGACGACCUCCAGAGGAUGAUGGGUGGUCACAGGUGAGCCGGCGUUAACAAUAGGACUGGAAAGUUACCCAUAGAGGCAACGUUUAUUAUUCUUUGAGAACUGUGCAUAAAUAUGCAGUUAGACUUUUGCCUGAAACUAUCGAUGGGCCCAACUCUACUGUUUUGUGCACCGCUUCAUUUUUCUCUGAUAUACUCGAAUAACAAGUAAAGGAUAAAGCACAAAGGUGAUGGUGGGUCGUAGCCACUUCACACCCGCAUUACAAAAGAAUUAAACGAAAAAGAAUGACAAGAUUGAGUUUUUAUGAUUUUUCUAAGGGAUUCAACAAUUUUCUAAAUCUCUCAUGCUGCGUUACAUAUGUUAAAGUUGUAAAUAAAAAAUAAAACAAUAACCGCUCUGACAGUAAA
This is a messenger RNA of Osmia bicornis bicornis, 3729 nucleotides long. It is a transcript of the gene eIF3a, whose product is annotated as eukaryotic translation initiation factor 3 subunit A. The coding region runs from base 142 to 3372 and encodes 1076 amino acids. Gene Ontology annotation, molecular function: mRNA binding; translation initiation factor activity. The record is from RefSeq and is a predicted model, not a curated record. Gene Ontology annotation, biological process: formation of cytoplasmic translation initiation complex; translation reinitiation. Gene Ontology annotation, cellular component: eukaryotic translation initiation factor 3 complex, eIF3m; eukaryotic translation initiation factor 3 complex, eIF3e; multi-eIF complex. The transcript has 5 exons. Lineage: Eukaryota; Metazoa; Arthropoda; Insecta; Hymenoptera; Megachilidae.